AUGGCGAACACUGCCACAAUCUCCUUCACUCUCACACCACCAAAACCAAAAACCCCAACCCUCUCUUCUUUCCCCUCAAAAUCCAAUCUCAAUCUCAAAUCCAAACCCAACCCAUUCUCCAUAACCUACACCACCCCAUCCCUUCUCAAAUCCUUACCGAACGACUCCGCCACCUCCAUCACCACCACCACAACCUCCCCUUCCUACCGCAAUCUCAAAGCCCGUCUCCGCUCCGGCGAAACCCUCUACGGCAUCUUCCUCCUCACCUUCUCCCCAACCCUCGCCGAAAUCGCCGGCCUUUCCGGCUACGACUUCGUCGUCAUCGACAUGGAACACGGCCAUGGAACCAUCUCCGAUACCCUCCCGUGUCUCCACGCGCUCGCAGCUUCACAAACCGCCGCAAUUAUCCGCGUCCCGGAAACCACAGCAACAUGGGCCAAAAAAGCUCUAGAUUUAGGCCCACAGGGAAUCAUGUUCCCGAUGGUCGAAUCCGCCAAAUCCGCAGCAAAAGCCGUAUCCUUUUGCCGUUUUCCACCCACCGGAGUUCGUGGGUCGGCUCAUCCAAUCGUUCGAGCUUCAAGCUACGGUAUCGACGAAGGUUACUUGAAUAACUACCUCGACGAGGUUCUGAUAAUGUGUCAAGUUGAAUCAGAAGAAGGAGUGAAGAACAUUGAUAAGAUAGUAGCCGUUGAUGGGGUUGAUUGUAUACAAAUGGGACCUUUGGAUCUGAGUGCGAGUAUGGGGUAUUUGUGGGAUCCAGGGAAUAAGAAAGUUAGGGAGGCAUUGACGGAAGCCGAGAGGAAGGUGUUGAAGAGGAAGAGUGAAAAAGAUGAUGUUUUUUUGUCUGGUUUUGCUUUGCCGUUUGAUGGGCCUAAGGAUCUCAGGUCACGUGGCUAUCACAUGGUAUCUGGUGCUUCUGAUGUUGGUUUGUUUAGGAAUGCAGCUGUGGAGGAUGUUGUGAGGUUUAAGGAGACUUUAAUUGAGGAUGAUGAGGAUAGUGAUAGGGAAGAGUUGGAUAAAGAUGCUGAUGAGAAGUACUGGAGUGAGUGA
Messenger RNA from Vicia faba (fava bean), 1050 nucleotides. NCBI's taxonomy places the organism in Eukaryota, Viridiplantae, Streptophyta, Magnoliopsida, Fabales, Fabaceae. The record is from the annotation of a GenBank genome assembly.